AUGUCGUGGUUAUCCAUUCCCUCGGAAUCUCACUUCUCUAUCGCCAACAUCCCGUUCGGCAUCAUCUCUACAUCCUCCAACCCAACUCCCAGACCCGCUGUCGCAAUCGGAGACCAUGUUCUAGACCUUCAAGCCUUUGCGAAGGGAGAUGGUUUCUCUGGUAGCUCCGAUGCUCAAAAGCAUGUUGAUGCCUUUUCUCAAUCCUCUUUGAAUGCUUUUGCAGCUCUUGGACGUCCUGUCCAUCGCGUUGUAAGAAGCUAUCUCCAAGAUGUAUUUGCAAAGGACACCAAAUAUCCCCAAGUUCUCAAGGACAACCAAAAACUUCAAGAAACAGCUCUUCUCAAGAGCUCAGAUGUGAAAAACCAUCUUCCCCUCAACAUCGGAGACUAUACCGACUUUUACGUUGGAAAGCAUCACGCCUUCAACGUAGGUUGUCUUUUCCGUGGUCCAGAUAACGCGCUGCAACCAAACUACACACAUCUUCCUGUCGCGUACCACGGAAGAGCAAGCAGUGUUGUCAUCUCUGGAACACCAAUCCGUCGUCCAUGGGGUCAAAUCCUCCGCCCGGGCAACAAGGUUCCUGAUCUUGCACCUUCUGAGAAGCUGGAUAUUGAGCUUGAGAUGGGCAUGUUCAUCUGUCGCGAGAAUGCUAUGGGUGAACCCAUUCCAAUUAGCGAAGCCGAUGACUACAUCUUUGGUUACGUGCUUUUGAACGAUUGGAGUGCGCGCGACGUUCAGGCAUGGGAAUAUGUGCCUCUUGGACCUUUUACCGCUAAGAACCUGGGUAGCAGUAUCAGCGCCUGGGUUGUCCUCGCUGAUGCUCUAGAUGGCGCAAAGGCAGCUGGUAUUAAGAACGAUAGUGAAAUCCUACCGUACCUAAAGGAGAAUAAGGAAAAGAACGUAUUGGAUAUCGACUUGGAAGUGGAAAUAAUCACGGCCAAUGGAAACAAGCAGAUUCUGAGCAAGACCAGCUCUAGAAACCUUCUCUGGUCAUGGCCCCAAAUGAUUGCUCACCACACUAUCACCGGUUGCAACCUGCGUCCAGGUGAUCUUCUGGGCUCUGGCACCAUCUCGGGCCCUGAGAUAGGCACCGAGGGAAGUUUGCUUGAACAGACAAAGGGUGGAAAGGUGGCCAUCCAACUGAACAACGGCGAAGAGCGCAAGUUCAUCCAAAACGGCGACAUGUUGGUGCUUCGAGGAUCCUACGGCAAUGGUGAUGCAAAGGUUGGCUUUGGUGAGGUCUCUGGAACUAUCCUCGAGCCUCUUCCCUUGUUCAAGUAA
Fusarium venenatum is the source of this 1281-nucleotide messenger RNA. RefSeq lists its product as uncharacterized. Gene Ontology annotation, molecular function: fumarylacetoacetase activity. The record is from RefSeq and is a predicted model, not a curated record. Gene Ontology annotation, biological process: L-phenylalanine catabolic process; homogentisate catabolic process; L-tyrosine catabolic process. Lineage: Eukaryota; Fungi; Ascomycota; Sordariomycetes; Hypocreales; Nectriaceae.